AUGUCAGGGGACGAGUAUGACUUUCUCUUCAAGGUUCUUGUUGCUGACCUGUUGGCUGCAGUUGUCCUCAUUGGUGACAGCGGUGUCGGAAAAUCCAAUCUUCUGAGCAGAUUCACGAGAAACGAAUUCAACUUGGACUCAAAGUCUACUAUCGGCGUCGAAUUUGCAACGAGAUCCAUCCAAGUUGACACCAAAACCAUCAAGGCGCAGAUUUGGGAUACCGCAGGUCAAGAAAGAUAUCGUGCCAUUACAUCUGCCUACUACAGAGGUGCAGUUGGUGCACUGCUAGUCUACGAUAUCAGCAAGCAUCAGACGUAUGACAAUGUCACCCGGUGGUUGAAAGAGCUGCGGGAUCAUGCCGAUGCCAACAUUGUCAUCAUGCUCGUCGGAAAUAAGAGCGAUUUACGACAUCUGCGCGCGGUUCCCACGGAAGAGGCGAAACAGUUCGCCAGUGAAAACAACCUGUCCUUCAUUGAGACCUCCGCCCUUGAUGCUAGCAACGUCGAGCUUGCCUUUCAAAACAUCUUGACCGAAAUAUAUCGUAUUGUCUCCAGUAAAGCUCUCGACAGCGGAGAUGCCGCUCAAGCACCAAGCGGAGGAGUGAAGAUUGACAUGACACCGUCAGGUACACCAGAUGCAAAGGGCAACAAGUGCUGCUAA
Messenger RNA from Exophiala aquamarina CBS 119918, 660 nucleotides. RefSeq names its product Ras-like protein Rab-11B. The transcript is spliced from 4 exons. Gene Ontology annotation, cellular component: recycling endosome. The record is from RefSeq and is a predicted model, not a curated record. Lineage: Eukaryota; Fungi; Ascomycota; Eurotiomycetes; Chaetothyriales; Herpotrichiellaceae. Gene Ontology annotation, molecular function: GTP binding; GTPase activity. Gene Ontology annotation, biological process: exocytosis. Bases 1 to 660 code for a protein of 219 amino acids.